Chilo suppressalis (striped riceborer) is the source of this 6294-nucleotide messenger RNA. The record is from the annotation of a GenBank genome assembly. NCBI's taxonomy places the organism in Eukaryota, Metazoa, Arthropoda, Insecta, Lepidoptera, Crambidae.
UUCUAUAACGCCUCCCGAUUUUUGAAAAUCGGACCUGGCAACACUGGUAUCGCAUUUAAAAAAUAGUAUUUUAUUAAAGAAUGAAUCAUAUUCUUUUUCUGUAAAAGACGUUUUAAUUAUAGUCCAAAGAGGCAUUAUUCAUGCAUUCACUCAGUCUUACCUUCAGAAUAGAUACGUACUAAAAUUUAUAUUUUAUAACCGACAUCUAAUAUCAUAUUCAUAUCGGCACGAAAAAAAACAUUACUCGUCUCGAUCGUACCUAAAAAAAUCGGCGUCACAUCUUCCGACGCGUCGAAAUCGCUUCCUCCGGUAGACAAUGGCCCUCCGCAUCCGGUAGCACACGUGCUCAGGUACCUAUUAUCCCAUCCCGGCCCCCUCCACCUUCCCUGACCCACCCCGUGGUAACUUGACCCGGUUUUGGCAAAACUACGCCCUCCAGCUCGUGCCCUCCCACCGAAUCUUAUCUGGCUCCAGAUAGAAAACGAUAUCUCAAUGCAUCUGUCUCAAUAAUGAUUUGCUCCUUUGUCAACAUCCUGCCACUUGAGAAUUACACUCGGACGGCAUGUUGUACAAUCGUCAUUUGUUACCAGUUCGCUUUUCAUGGAAAUGACGAUGUGUAAUUCUGUGCCUUUGAAUAAACCAGCUGUGAAUUUAUCUAUGGUGCAAUGUAAUGUAAGUAAAGCACAAUUAAUAUAAAUAUCUUUACGAAUACAUCAGCUUGUAACAUAUUUUAUUUUAACCUUAUUUGAGCGUUUAUGUAAAUCUUUAAUAAAUGUCUAUAUUCUAAAUAACAAUAUAAUCGAUCGUCACUUGUCUAACAAAUUGUUAUUUUAUCGUUUCCAAGCAUCGGGCUACCUAUUCUAAUUUUAAAUUCAAGUUAUUUCCUAGUCUCGCGGUCACUAUCAAACAAUAGGAAUCAACGUCAAGGCCGCGCAUGCGUCAUUAUUAUUAUUGUAAUUGCCAUGUUCUACCUCGUUUGUGUGCCUAUGGUGAGCUGGUGGAAUAAUUCCAUGGAUAAAUGUAAUUAGGAAGUAUAUUAUUGAACUAAGUUAUUUAGGAAUAAGUAGCGAAAAUGGAAAGAUUUAUAUAACAAAUCUCUUUGUCUUGUACAUAAGCCCGGGUUUAACCCCUUGUCAGGUGAAGGCUUUUCGCCCUCCUUCUUCCUUCUCCUCGAUAUCCUUUCUACGCACAUCCUAGUGUUGAUCACUAUUUUGGUGAUGUCAUCAGUCUAGCCAGCUCCACAGCUGCCCAGUAGGGUUGAAUUGCCCAGUGGAAAAUCAACAAUCUUACCCCAGCUUUUCAAGGAAUAACACCUUUUUUAUGAACACCCGUGGCUUGUGAGGUUACAUUAAUUGACAUUUUCUUUAUUUCUAUUUUGUAUCAUUAAAACGUACAAUGCGAUGUAGUGUGCUACUCCCCAUCUCAACAUUAACCUGGCCGCCGCAAGAUUUGAUAUCAGCUACGCUAGUUUUAAGUUAAGGUUACCGUCCGUACCAAAUUCGUCUCCUCUUCUUCAUCAUUAUGUCCAGUAAAAAAGCUGAAAACUCAUCCCACAAUUGAAAAUUUCAUUCAACUACUUUUAUAACCUUAAAAAUUACUGUACUGCCGAAAUAAAUUACACUAGAUUGACACAUCACGUUUACUCAACAGUUUGUGCUCAUUAAGUUUUUGUAUAGCCAAUGUAACAAUAAUCAUGUAAUAGAUAAGCCACUGUAACUUGCAAAUUAUUUUUUAAAGUUUAGCUUUUGAAUCGAAUCACGAUAAUGAUACGCAGAAAGUACUUACAUGAAGAAAAAACACAUUACUUAAUAUUAAUUUAUAAUCCGACAAAAUUCCUAUAACCAAUAUUAUGUAUCAUAAAAAGUACCUAUAUAAUUGUAGCAGGUAAAGUUUAACUACCAAAUACUUGAAAUGACAAAAUGUAAAACUUAAAAGAAAAACCAUGUUUUUUUAGUUACCAUUGCAAUUGUCUUGAAAUUCGUUCAACUUCUUUCACUAACAACAAAGAGGUUGUGUUUUCCCGAAAGUCAGUCGAUUUUAUUUAUAUUUUGUACCUAAAUCCUUUGAAAUAUUAGGUGAUUUUCGUUUGCGAUAUGAAACGGGGAAAAGAUAAUAAACGGAACUAAUUAAUACGCAUAUAAGGCUAAUACAAUACCGUCAUUUCAUAAUAACUACUUGUAUGUACAAAAAUGUUUUAAUAUUUUAACUUCCAUUUAUGGCGACGAAACGAUGCCAUACAAUUUUUCUAAAAACCAAAUUUAUGAUUAGCAAAUUAUUGAUGGUUGCUUACUCCCUAACAUAUGUUCGGCAUGGUACAUGUAUGUUCAUUCAGGAAUACCUGUGCUAAUUUUCAUGAUACCAUCAUCACGGGGGUUAGCAAAAAAAAUCAACGGUCGCGCAACAGUUGGCCGCGGCAGGUGGCGCGGCAGGUCGCGAGCCCGUAGCGCGUCGGAUCCGGUCGGCUACAGUCGGCUCCGCUCGGCUCAUAUUUUCCACGGCCGCCCUCUCGGCCCGCCCGAAAGCUCAGUCUGUGUUAAGGCGCUAGCUGUAUUGGUGCUACGAGCGCUCCGUGCGUACUUUGUCGACGUUCGCACCUAAAAAAAGACUUGUACCAUUUCGUGAAUAUUAUUUUCGGGUUUUCAUUAAUAAAUAUAACUUUGAUUUUUUUAUUUUUAAAUUAUUAUUUUAUUGUUCGGGAAGUUAAAAAGAAAUCUUUAGAGAGUAAUGAGGUGUUGAGUGCGGUAGACCGGCGGGUCGGCGCUGGGUCGCCAUGCUGCUGGUAGAGGCGCCGCGUGAAGCCGCCGUGCCGCCGUGCGCGGCGCCCUUGGACCUCCCGAUGUCCACCAUCACCAAGCUCAACUUCACGGACUACAGUGCCAAAGUGAACAAACCUUACGCGGACAAUGCUGCCGAGCAAAGGGACUCUAGGCUCAACUACGAACAGACGCUCGCGAGUGUGGCUAGACUUAACUUCGAACAAACAGUGACGAACACCGGUAAACUGCAGUAUGACCAAAAUCGGCUGGCGUUCGACACGACGCUCGAGAACUUGUGUGAUACCUCGUAUAUAUUGCCCACAGGCGGGUAUACGACAGGCGGCCCACGCGACGCAACCCCCUACUACACGGAGGCGGGCGGCGCGCCGACGGGCGCUGGCGCAGCCCCUGCGGCGGCGUCGCCCCUGGACGAGUACUACCAGCCGGAGUACCCACCGCCCCCGGCGCCGGCGCAGCCCUACCUCGACGACUACUACCACCACGCGCACGCGCACACGCAGCCGCUGCUCACACACGAGCCCAAGUACCAGCCGCACGCAUACUCCAAACCUUAUCCUAGAAGUACAGGCGGGAGGUACGGCGGGGAGGGCUACGGUGAGAGUUACGCGCCCGAGUACGGCGGCGCCUGCACCGAGUGGGCCGAGUGGCCGAGCGAGCAGCACCCCCUCAUACCGCAGGACAAGCUCGCCUACCCCGCCUCCGGGCCCUGCUUUACCGGAUCAGGCCCGAUCCAACUGUGGCAGUUCCUGCUGGAGUUGCUCACCGACAAAAGCUGCCAGGGGUUCAUCUCCUGGACGGGCGACGGGUGGGAGUUCAAGCUCACCGAUCCAGAUGAGGUGGCAAGACGCUGGGGAAUCAGAAAGAACAAGCCCAAGAUGAACUAUGAGAAACUGUCGCGAGGUCUCCGCUACUACUACGACAAGAACAUUAUCCACAAGACUGCCGGUAAACGCUACGUCUACCGCUUCGUGUGCGACCUGCAAAGCUUGCUUGGAAUAUCUCCAGAGCAACUUCAUGCAAUGUAUGAACCCAAAAUGGAAAAGAAGGACGAUGACUGAAUUCGAUUCCCGCGCACUCAACCGCGACCCGCCUCGCCUCGCGGCGGCCAUCGCUUCAUCAUCUCCCACACGAACGUACUAAAUUCAAAUGUUGUUCUAAAUACAAAUUUCAAAAAUUUUGAAUCUUCUUUUUUAAGAAAAACAAAAAGUAUUACCAUGAAUCAUGUUCACAGGCACAUUACAGAGUAUAUUUAAAAAAUAAAAAAAAGGUUUUGUAUUGAAAAUUAAAAAACAAAUAUUUUAUACAGUACGUUUUGUUUACAGUAGACGUUCGUCAGACGAUAAGUUAAUAAGUUUUCAUUGUAACUUAAAUUGCAUACAUUAAAAGUUUUGUACGUUUCAUUCUAUUUAAAUUGUAAUCUUUCACAUAGGGAGUAAUGUCGGAUUUGAUCUCAUACACAACCACCAGUGGUUUUUUUUCUCUUAUUAACAACUAACCCCGUACUAAAGGUUCUAUUUCGAUUCUAUGAUGCGAGUGAUAAAGCGAAAUCAACUUGUCGAAGACAGAAACAAAAAAAGUCUCUAGUAAAAGAACAUUAAGAAUGCUCUAGAAAAUCACUCGUUUUUAUAUCGCUUUACGCCUCAAUUGUAUUACUAAGUACCACAAAAACCAACGGUGCCUUAAAUUCGUAAAUAUAAUUAUGCAGUUUUUGCAGAAACAUUCAUUUCAAUCAUUGAUAUGUUAUAAGCGCCAGUAUUAAUGAGGCACUUCGUCUAUUUCUAAUGUAAUGAUAUUAAUGUAUAACGAAUUUUAGUCAAGUACUAAAAAGAGUACAGCUAUUAUAAUAUAUUCGUAUACCUUCUGAAAUUAAAAUAAAAUCAAAGUCAAAGUCGAAACUGAGAAGUUUAAUGGUAAAAAUAGAAAAUUUCUGCUAUAAUUUUAACGAUAAAUGUAAAUAUAAGUUAAUUUUGUUACUUUAUAAAAAUAAUUAGGUAUUAUAUUAUAAUAGAUUAAGUGUUGUAUGUUUGAUUCGCAAAUUGUUGCAAUAUGCGGUUAAAAUAAUGCAUAGUUAAAAUGAUGACACAGAAAUAGAACGACUUAUAAAUUAACUGACAUUCGAUUAUCCAAAGAUUUUUAUAAAUCUUUAAAUUUAUACUCACCAAUUUGGUAAGAGUUUUUCAAAAUUACCAAAGGGACUCUUCUCGAUUUUUAAUUUAUUCCAUAUUUUUUAAAUUUAAUUGAAAUUUUAUAGUCAAUCUGAAUAAAAUCAGCCUCUGCCGUAAAAAAACUUAAUGAAGUUUCUUUUUAUUUUACCAAACUUUGUAUCAAACUAAACAAUGUUCUAAAGCAUAAACCGGGUGACGUCACUUGUUGCUGAUCUCGUGGUAAGGGAUAAUGUCUUACUAGUUAUGAAAUUAAUUAGUUGUAUUAUUUUCAAUUUUUAUAGAUCCUAGCAUACACCGAAGAUAUUUCGAUAAGUUUUAUUUUGUAAAGGUAUUCUCCUCCAUCAAUAUCAUACUUUUUAUGUCAUGUGCAAUUCGGUCUGUGGAUUAAUGUUCUUUUGAGGUGCUGUUUUGCUUCUAAAGUUUCGAGAUGUGUUUACCUACUAAAACGAUGUCUUCCCCGUGUUAUCAAUGUGUAGGUCGGUAAUAGUAAUUUACAAUUAGAAUGCAUUAUUUAAUUGGUGUGAUUACGGUUGAGUCGCAGUUACAAUGUGUAUCAGUCCCUGUUCGCCACGACAAAUGUAUGCCAUUUUAUAGUGAGACCUAUUGGAAUUACGGCCAAAUAUUUGAAUGUAUAAGUGUCGUUGUAUGUAUUGAUGGAAGAUAUAAAUUUAAAUAUAUAUAUUUACGAAAUCAAUUAUGUUUUUUUCUUCAGCCACCCGCUUGAAUAACUAAGUACUUCCUAUUCAAAAACUUGUGGAAUAUUAUGUACGCCUUUAUCCUUUGGAGGAGUAUUUUUUUAGUAAAUAAGAACCUCUACAGAGUUGCCUGAAUAAAGGAGACAGAGAUUCAUGGCUGCAUCUCAAUAAAAUAGAUAAUGGUGUCCAUUCUAGCAUGAUUCACUAAACCUAAACUUAAAUAUGACAACAGUGUAUCUUUGUCAUUCUUUACACAGAAUGAAAAGGAUAUACUGAUGUUAAAUUUAGUUUUCAGUUUAGAGAAUCAUGCCAGAAUUGACACCACUAUAUUGUUACACAAGUAAAAUUAAAUAUGUCCAUGUCCAGUAUUGUGGACUAACUGGUCUUUAUUUUUCUGUCACCAGAAUAUAUGAAACUUAACCUAAGUGGGUCAGGCCGUAGAUUUUGCCACAAAUAGCGCAAUGGUGUCGCAAAAAUUUCUACGAGUCCAUAGCGCAGAGUGACGCAAAAUGGUAACGCAAAAUUGUUAAGGAGUGCAUACAAGAUAUGUAACGUAAGGGCAGUGCUACAAAAUAAAACACACUUUUAAUACGUAAGUAUGACAAACGUCAACUUUUACUCUUAUCUUUAAGUCUUAAAAGGUGUUACAAAAAAGCG